Micropterus dolomieu (smallmouth bass) is the source of this 620-nucleotide messenger RNA. Its product is annotated as pollen-specific leucine-rich repeat extensin-like protein 3. The transcript is spliced from 5 exons. The record is from RefSeq and is a predicted model, not a curated record. The coding region runs from base 84 to 620 and encodes 178 amino acids. Lineage: Eukaryota; Metazoa; Chordata; Actinopteri; Centrarchiformes; Centrarchidae.
AAACUACCAUAUUUAUCACUUCACAGCUUUUCGUGUUUUGAGGGCUUUCAAGGAACAACUGGGGAGAAGUUAAAUCAACAAGGAUGAACAUGGCAAAGGCGGUCAUAGAGCAACAGGACCCUCACACUGACUGGGCGACAUACAAGUUGACUGUCAAGAGAAAAGUCGCUACGUAUGAAAUUGCCCGCAGAAAAUUAGUGGAGUAUGAGCAAAACACUGAUGUACCAACUGAGUCCGAUUCUACAGUGAAGACUGGAAGGGGGAAGCGCAAAAAGAGGCGAGUGAUUUUGUCCAGUGAGGAUGAGGAUGAUGACAAUUGGUCCGGCAGCCAAAUCAGGCCUACACCUCCAUCCACCCUCAGAUCUUCACCUCCACUGCCUCCAUCACUCAGAUCUUCACCUCCACUGCCUCCAUCACUCAGAUCUUCACCUCCACUGCCUCCAUCCAGAUCUUCACCUCCACUGCCUCCAUCACUCGGAUCUUCACCUCCACUGCCUCCAUCACUCAGAUCUUCACCUCCACUGCCUCCAUCCAGAUCUUCACCUCCACUGCCUCCAUCACUCAGAUCUUCACCUCCACUGCCUCCAUCCAGAUCUUCACCUCCACUGUUGCAGCUGUGA